AUGCAGCAACAGCUGCAGCAGCAGCAACAGCAGCAGCAGCAGCAGCAGCGGCAGCAGCGGCGGUGUGCCUCCUUUGCGUCAGGGCCAUUGCCUGCUCCUUCCUUUUCUAUCAUGGACUUUAAUAAACCAUUUGCUGCUGCAGAUGCUGCUGCUGCUGCUGCUGCUGCGCAGCAGCAGCAGCAGCCAGCGCAUGCAUCAGCAGCAGCAGCAACACCUGGAUCUGUACAGGAAGCAGAGCUGCAGCAGCUGCUGCAUGCACAUAAGAAGAACCCUCAUGAUGUGCUGCUGCUGCAGCGGCUAGCCUUAGGACUUAUAGCAGCAGGAAGAAGCAACGAGGCUGUGUCUCUUGUUGCUGCUGCUGCUGCUGCUGGUGCUGCUGUACCUGAUGAACUUGUGCUGCGGUGUCUCCAAGCAGCAGCAGCAGCAGACAGCAGCAUCAGCAGCAAACAUCAACUGCAGCAGCUGCUGCAGCAGCAGAAACACAAAGGGGAUGAAAACAUCAUAGCAGCAGCAGCAGCUGCUGCUGCUGCUGCUGUUACUGCAGCAGCACGGGUGUCUUCUCCUCUGCAUGCAGCUGUUGCCUUAGGAGCACAGCAGCAGCAGCAGCAGCAGCAACAGCAGCAGCAGCAGGAGCAGCAGCAUUAUCAAGGAGCUUAUCGUGUCUUAUAUACAGCUUGGGGUAUUUUUAAGGGUUUCCUGUACGGUUGUUACCGUUUGCUGCUGUCUCCUUUUAUGGGGGUUUUGCUGCUAGUUGGUUGUUUAUCUGAAUUGUUGCGCUUUGUUGCUGCUGCACUAAAGGGCGAGGGUUUAGGUGCAGCAGCAGCAGGCAGCAGCAAAUGGAUAGAAGACAGGAUUGUUGCACCUGAAGAUAUUCAAGAUUCUUUUGAUAGUGUUAAGGGAUAUGAGGAGGUAAAGAAGGAGGUUCGUGAGGUAAUUGAAUAUUUAAAAAACCCUGAUAAAUUUAAAGCAAUUGGCGCUAAAUUACCUAAAGGAAUUCUUCUUCAUGGACCACCAGGUACUGGUAAGACAUUAUUAGCUCGUGCUAUAGCAGGAGAGGCGGGGGUGCCUUUCUUGCAUGCAUCUGGAUCAGACUUUGAGGAAAUGUUUGUUGGUGUUGGAGCAAGUCGUAUAAGAAGUCUAUUUGCUGCAGCAAGAGGUAGAGGUAAAUGUCUCCUUUUUAUUGAUGAAAUAGAUGCUGUUGCUAGCAGCAGAAGAUUUGAUACAAAUGGAAGUUUUAGGCAAACACUUAAUCAAUUACUUGCUGAAUUAGAUGGAUUUAAACCUAUGUUAGAAUAUUAUGGUUCAAAAAUAAAAUUAUCUACAGAUGUAGAUUUAAGGGUUUACGCAUCAUUAACAUCAGGGUUUACAGGAGCAGAUGUUGCUAAUCUUCUUAAUCUUGCUGCUAUAAGAGCAGCAAGUAAUGGCAAAACACAGGUAACAAAUGCUGAAUUAGAGGAUAGUUUUGAUAGAAUAAAAGUUGGCAAUAAAAGAAGUGCAGCAGCAGUUGAGCAAGAAGAAAAAACUGUUACUGCAUUCCAUGAG
Molecule: messenger RNA, 1542 nt
Organism: Eimeria maxima
Lineage: Eukaryota; Apicomplexa; Conoidasida; Eucoccidiorida; Eimeriidae
Product: ftsH protease, putative
Exons: 7
Biological process (GO): proteolysis
Cellular component (GO): chloroplast thylakoid
Molecular function (GO): ATP binding; ATP hydrolysis activity; ATP-dependent peptidase activity
Source: RefSeq, a predicted model, not a curated record